This is a messenger RNA of Temnothorax curvispinosus, 536 nucleotides long. Its product is annotated as hyphally-regulated protein-like. The transcript has a single exon. NCBI's taxonomy places the organism in Eukaryota, Metazoa, Arthropoda, Insecta, Hymenoptera, Formicidae. The annotation marks the transcript as partial. The record is from RefSeq and is a predicted model, not a curated record.
CGAAUCUAUUAGACUCAGCAUCUAACGUCCAAAAAAGCCUAGCUGUAGUAGAAUGUUACUUAGAGAGCGGUUUAGUGGAUUUGAAUGAAGGAACAAAUGAAGGAACGAAUGAAGGAACGAAUGAAGGAACAAAUGAAGGAACAAAUAUAGGAACGAAUAUAGGAUCGAAUGAAGGAACAAAUGAAGGAACGAAUGAAGGAACAAAUGUAGGAACGAAUAUAGGAACGAAUGAAGGAAGGAAUGAAAGAAGGAAUGAAGGAAGGAAUGAAGGAAGGAAUGAAGGAAGGAAUGAAGGAAGGAAUGAAGGAAGGAAUGAAGGAAGGAAUGAAGGAAGGAAUGAAGGUACGAAUGAAGGAACGAAUGAAGGAACGAAUGAAGGAACGAAUAUAGGAACGAAUGAAGGACAGAAUGAAGGAACAAAUGAAGGAACGAAUGAAGGAACGAAUGAAGGAACGAAUAUAGGAACGAAUGAAGGAACGAAUGAAGGAACGAAUGAAGGACAGAAUGAAGGAACGAAUGAAGGAGAAAACGCAUAA